Molecule: messenger RNA, 483 nt
Organism: Peronospora belbahrii
Lineage: Eukaryota; Oomycota; Peronosporomycetes; Peronosporales; Peronosporaceae
Source: the annotation of a GenBank genome assembly
AUGAAGUGGGACCCCUUCCACACGACGGGGCCACUGGGCUUGAAUAGCGCCGCACCAGCACUGCCAGACCUGGAUUUGCGCGACAGGCGCCAUCAAAACGGAGAAAUCACUCGACGGAAUCAUUCAUCAUCAUAUCCGGCGGCGGGGGGUUCACGGCGGCAGUCACCGGGAGCAGACGAGCUGCAAUCCGCGAAGCGACGACUUGUCGGAGAAGUGGGAGCCCUCAGCGUGACGCAGAAAGUAUCUUCAAAUUCGCCGCAACUUCCAACACUACCGGAUCACGUAACCUCGGAGGGAACGACAAAACAGCACCAUCAUCUUCAUCACGAUCUUGAACCUGUAAAAAAAAGCAGAGAAGCCUACAAGCAGGGAGGCUCUAUGGACUCCGAGGGGUUGAUCGGGAAAGGCGUGGCAAUGGCAGCCGCAGAGAUGGUGGCUUACGCUUCAACGCCAGUCAGGCUUGAUGCCCUGUCCAAUGUUUGA